AUGAGCCUCAAGGCCUUUGUCGAGCGUCUUCGCAGCGGCGCCCCGCCCGAGUUUCCGCAGGACGCAAACUCGCUGCAGUUUGCCCAGAGCCUCGACUCUCAGGACUCGAUCCGGCACCUGCGCGACGAGUUCAUCCUGCCCACCAAGGCGUCGCUGAAAAAGCGAGCGUUGGACGGCACCAUUCCUGGUAAGCAGGGCAAGCAAGCCUCAUACACACAUACACAUACACACACACUCUCACUCUCUAUCUCUGGGUCUGGAGACGACGAGCAAGGCAUCUACUUUGUGGGCAACUCGCUGGGCGCGCAGCCAAAGGCCGUCCGCGAGUACGUUCACGCCCAGCUCGAGACGUGGGCGUCGGUGGGCGUCAACGGCCACUUCACCGACAUGGCCGCCUCGCCCCUGGUGCAGUGGCAGGACAUGGCCGAGGACUGCGCCAACAAGUCGGCGGACCUGGUUGGCGCGUCCCCCAGCGAGAUUGUCUACAUGGGCACGCUGACGGUCAACCUGCACAUGCUCAUGGCCAGCUUCUACCGGCCCGACGACAGGCGGCACAAGGUGAUCCUGGAGUGGAAGCCCUUCCCCAGCGACCACUACGCCAUCGAGAGCCAGAUCGUGUGGCACGGCCGCGACCCGGCGCAGAGCAUGGUCAAGAUCGAGCCCGACCAGGGCUACGUCAUCUCGACGGAAAAGGUGCUGGCCACCAUCGACGCCCACGCCGACUCCACGGCGCUGCUGCUGCUGCCCGGCAUCCAGUACUACUCGGGCCAGUUCUUCGACAUCCCGCGAAUCACCGCCUACGCCAAGGAGCGCGGCAUCGUCGUCGGCUGGGACCUCGCCCACGCCGCCGGCAACGUGGAGCUCAAGCUGCACGACUGGGACGUCGACUUUGCCUGCUGGUGCACCUACAAGUACAUCAACGCCGGGCCCGGCGCCACCGCGGGAGCCUUUGUGCAUGAGCGGCACGGCAAGGUGGAAUACAGCGGCGACGGCGACACCGAGGCGCCUACAUACCGCCCCCGCCUGGCCGGCUGGUACGGCGGCGACAAGCGCGUGCGCUUCAACAUGGCCAACACGUUCGUGCCGACCCCGGGCGCCGCCGGCUUCCAGGCGUCGAACCCGUCGGCGCUGGACCUGGCCGCCGUCUCCGCGGCGCUGUCCGUCUUCAACAAGACGAGCAUGCGCGAGCUGCGGUCCAAGGCCCUGGUGCUGACGGCCUACGCCGAGCACCUGCUGGACCAGAUCAACGCCGAGGCCGGCACGCCCUUCUUCACCAUCAUCACGCCGCGGGACCCGGCCCGGCGCGGCACGCAGCUGAGCAUCCUGCUGCGCGAGGGCCUGCUGGACGGCAUCGCGGAGGCGCUCGAGCGCAACGGCGUCAUGUGCGACAAGCGCAAGCCCGACGUGCUGCGCGUGGCGCCGGUGCCGCUCUACAGCCGGUUCGAGGACGUGUGGCGGUUUAUGCAGAUUCUGCGCGGCGCGUUGGGUCUUUGAGCGAGGGUUUCGGAAAAAGCGAGGUGUUUAGUCCUUUGAUAGCGUGACUCGAGUUUACGUGGGAUAUGAAGAUGCAUGGGACCGGGCUAUUGGAUGGGAUUGGG
Trichoderma reesei QM6a is the source of this 1598-nucleotide messenger RNA. RefSeq names its product kynureninase. Lineage: Eukaryota; Fungi; Ascomycota; Sordariomycetes; Hypocreales; Hypocreaceae. Gene Ontology annotation, cellular component: cytoplasm. The coding region runs from base 1 to 1494 and encodes 497 amino acids. The transcript has 2 exons. The record is from RefSeq and is a predicted model, not a curated record. Gene Ontology annotation, biological process: NAD+ biosynthetic process. Gene Ontology annotation, molecular function: pyridoxal phosphate binding; kynureninase activity.